GUGACCCUGUGGAGCGUAACAAGUGUACACAUCAGUUAUUCCGAAAAUGGGGAAAGUUCGAAAGGGAAAAGGACGCUUCUGUGUAGCCUACGGUUGCACAAGCAGCUCUGCAGACAAGCUGUCAUUUCAUUUAUUCCCAAAAUCGACAAAAGCGCCUGCAAUUAGGAGGCAGUGGAUUGCAUUUGUGAAAACUACAAGGAGAGAUUUCCUGGAGCCCUCCCGGUAUUCGGCACUUUGUGAGAAACAUUUUGAUGUUAAGUGCUACCCUUUGAAGUAUCAGUUGCUGAGGAAUAUGGGGAAGGAAGAUCAAAUAGUACUAAAGAACUUAUUACCAGACGCUGUACCAACGAUACACGUUCUCACUCCAGUGAAUGAAGUUGCCCCAACAGAGUCACAUGAAACUGCAAGUGCAACUAUUAAAGCCAACGGUGAUAAACUGCUGAGGUCUGCAUACAGGAAAAGGGAGAUUUUGAGGAUGUUACAAGAUUAUGAGACCAAGGGCCAACCAGCAGAAGAUCUGGGAGAUAGUCAUUAUACAGAGGCACAAGAUGCCAUGGAUGGUAAUGAGAAUGCAAAUUCUUCCAGAUUAGUAACAAGAGGGACCCAGCUGAAGGGAAUGAAACUGCCAAAAAGAUUAGAAGCUGAACAGUCUAGACCUAAAUCUCAAUGUAAAGUUAAUAACAACAUGAAGGCUGGCUUCGAUGGUUUACAAGUGAUGAUGGAGAGCAGUGAUAUCUGUACAGUGUCAGGGCAGCACAAUGGUGUCAAGGUUGAAACAGGUGAGGAAGCUGACAUGUUUUCCACUGGCAGCAGUGACCACCUGUUUGGCAUGGAAUCUGAGGACAUUGAAGAUAAAAACAAGAUGCCUCAGUCAAGAGAUGGGUUCACUGUGCCAGUGAGCUUUCGGGAGAAAAGAAAAUGUAUACAGCCUGAAAGGACCAACUCUGGAGAAGUCCCAUUCAGAUGCCGGUAUUGUGAAGCGCGUUUUAAUAUCAGACAGAUUUAUAAUGGACAUGAAAGGACUCACAUUGGUGAAAAUAAGCCACAUAAAUGCCAGUAUUGUGAAAAGAGUUUUAGUUUAAAGAAUCUUCGUAUAAAGCAUGAAAGGACUCACACUGGUGAAAAGCCUUACAAAUGCCAGUACUGUGAAAAGGGUUUCUUUAUCAAAAAAUAUUGUAAACAGCAUGAAAUGUGCCACACUGGAAAGAAAAUGGCCACACACCAGUCCUAUGAAGAGAAAUUUGUCAAAUAUGAUCAUGUGCAGAAGGAGUGGAUCCAAGCCUCAGAAAAUCCACACGAGAGGAAGAGCCCGUAUGUCAUCCUUACAGAUAUUUCAAAUGAGCAUAAUUAUACAGGAAAAGUGAUGACGGAGAACCAUAGUAAAUUUAUUCAAGAGGAGCCUGCCGUAAUGCAGGAUGAAACAGGGGUCUCACUUCAGUCUGUCAAGACAGAAUUUCCAGUUGAAGAUUUUGGGACAGAAGUUUCACUUAUAACUAUCAAAAAGGAAUUUCAAGCUGGGGAAAUUACACUUAGAACAAAGGAGCAAAGGGAUUUUCUCUCAGAAAUCAUUGUCAAAAAGGAGUUUGAGGAUAGCAUUGCCCCAGAAGUGAGACCUGAGAUACAUCCUGUUGCCAUGUUUAGAAAUGUUUUUGCAGAUACUGAUUUAUGAUGUGACAUACUUGUCUGAUACAUACAUUGUCUAAUACAUAAGACAAUAGCCUUAGUGGGUAUAAGAUGUGAUUAAUUAUUUAUGGUUGAACCAACGUUGAAAGAAA
Molecule: messenger RNA, 1775 nt
Organism: Lingula anatina
Lineage: Eukaryota; Metazoa; Brachiopoda; Lingulata; Lingulida; Lingulidae
Product: zinc finger and SCAN domain-containing protein 2
Source: RefSeq, a predicted model, not a curated record